GAUAUGUGGGUGUCUUGUGUGUAAGUCCCAAGGAUGUGUUUUUCCCUUUACAAACUAAGGGGCCUUAUAUAGGCUCCAAGACCCAACUAUUUGUGACAAGACACAUACCAAACUUAACUAUAGCUUACAAGAUACAUUCCUAAUUGUCAUGUAGUAAACAUGACACUUACCUAACCCAUUAAUUACAAGCAUGCUCUUCAACAGUAAAACUACUAUUGCUACAGUUACAAACCUAUUUUACACACUAAAAAAACACCGACUGUUACAGUUGAGCAGAGCUUUUGUCCAAAAGCCAACACAAACAUGGUUUUUAAAAUACAGAAGUGAUUAACUUAUAAAAAAACACUUUUGGACUUUAAAAGAGCCAACCUAAACAUGCCUUAUAAAUAUACGACACCAUCGAGCACAAUGAUAUGAGGCUAAGAUCCAGAAACUUAGAUUUGUUUCCCGCGCUCCAUGGAUUCGAGGUUGCUUGCGGCGCGGAAAUGUCUCGUUGCUUGCAAAACUCUAACCCAAGUUCUACCUUGCUCUUCCAACCAUUGGAGAUGGGAGCGCUCGUUUCACCUCCAAUCUCCAUCUCCACCAUCUUGCUCCCAAAACCCUAGUUCUAGCUCUCUCUGUGUAAUGAUCAGAUCUCGAAACCCCCCCAAAUAUUGCUCCCGAUUUCUCUCAAGUUUCUCUCAGAAAUUCCGUCGAACACCUGGUCGGCAAUCCAUUAGUGCGGGCAUUGAUCGGGAAGAAGUGAGUGAAAUCGUUGAAUUGAUUGGAAGAGACGUUGCCGACGCUGAAUCCAAGCUAAAUGGUAUGCGUUUGAGGCUCUCCGAUGCUCUUGUCUCCGAGAUUCUUCGUAUUUCCAGUGCUCGUCGCAUCCCUGUAUUGCGUUUCUUCAUUUGGGUCUUCAAAUCUCACCCUGAUUUCAAGCCCAGCGCGGCAAUGUAUAACCAAAUUGUGGAUAAUCUCGGUCGUUUGGGUGAUUAUGGUACUAUGGAUGUCUUGCUGAAUGAGCUUUCUUCAAAUGGGCAUUGCUUGACCGAAAAAGCCUUCGCUUUUCUCCAAGAAAGAGGCGAUUUUGAUGUCAAGGAAUCUACGGGAAGAGUUAUUGAAAUUCUAAAUAGAGUGGGAAGGUCUUGUCGAGGUUCUGGGAUUUACUCGUUGAUUAAAUUGUUUUGCUUGUCGAGAUCUUUUGAUCUUGCGAUGUUUGUGAUGGAGGAAACAUCUAAAUGUACAUCUUACUACAAUUUGCUUAUUGCAGCAAAAUGUAGAUAUGGUAGUUUCCAAGAUGUUCACAAUAUGUUUGAUGAAAUGAGAAGGUUUGGUUGUGAGCCUAGUACUAGUUCCUAUAACUACUUGCUCGGGAGCCUCUUCAAAAACAAGAGAUUUGUUGAGGGUUGUGAAUUGCUUCAGAGGAUGGAAGAGUUCGGUUACUGUCCAAAUCCAUUGACUUUUGAAGUGAUUGCUUUUCAUGCGUGCAAGGACAACAGGAUGGAUGUAGCAAUGGAGUUCCUUAACCGGAUGUUGGUGGAAGGGAUUAAGCCAAGAUACGCUAUGCAUGCGGCAUUCAUUAAGGGUUACUUCUUGUCUGAACGAGUUGAGGAUGCAUAUAAUUAUGUUGUAGAUAUGAGUGUGAGAGAUCAAUGCUCGAGCAACAUGAAUUACAGUUUACUUGCUAGUCUUUUUCGCAUGUCUGGGAAGGUUGUAGAAGCAGCAAGGGUACUUCAUGAGAUGAUGGAGAAGGGACUGAAACCCAAUUUUUCUAUCUAUAUUAAGGUUAUGAAGGACCUACAUAGUAUGACCAGGGGUGAUUUGGCUUUACAACUGAAACCCUUGUAUUCGAAGUUUAAUCCAAGUGUACAUAUUGGAUGAGGAUACCUUUCUGCUGUACUUUGUUGUGAAUUAUGAAGAUAUCAUUCAGUAACCAUCAUUAGGUUGUUCGAGAUUUACCUGAGUUGGCCUGCAUGAACCAAACUGUAGAUGUUGAAAGAAGGACGAAAUUGUGGUAUGAAACUGAACAUAGCUGUUGAAGCAAUGUGACAGAGAGAAACAUCAACGGCUUGCUUGGUCCUGUUGAUUGCUAUCCAAUUUAUGGAGGAUCACACUGCGUGCCAUUUUUCUCUGCGUCCUAUGGAGGAUUCCCUUCAAAU
Molecule: messenger RNA, 2141 nt
Organism: Dioscorea cayenensis subsp. rotundata (Guinea yam)
Lineage: Eukaryota; Viridiplantae; Streptophyta; Magnoliopsida; Dioscoreales; Dioscoreaceae
Product: pentatricopeptide repeat-containing protein CRP1, chloroplastic-like
Exons: 2
Coding region: 457-1863 (468 amino acids)
Molecular function (GO): protein binding
Source: RefSeq, a predicted model, not a curated record